This is a messenger RNA of Leucoraja erinaceus (little skate), 7804 nucleotides long. RefSeq names its product homeobox protein Hox-A4. Gene Ontology annotation, cellular component: nucleus. Lineage: Eukaryota; Metazoa; Chordata; Chondrichthyes; Rajiformes; Rajidae. The coding region runs from base 5363 to 6106 and encodes 247 amino acids. Gene Ontology annotation, molecular function: RNA polymerase II cis-regulatory region sequence-specific DNA binding; DNA-binding transcription factor activity, RNA polymerase II-specific. Gene Ontology annotation, biological process: anterior/posterior pattern specification; embryonic skeletal system morphogenesis; regulation of transcription by RNA polymerase II. The record is from RefSeq and is a predicted model, not a curated record. The transcript has 2 exons.
UUAGCCGUACAUCAUGAAAAUAGUGAACGAAAAGGGAUAUUAUUUAGUCCCCAAUGGUGCUUUGAAAAAGGCUCCCUGUACGGUGGUUGGCAGGGCGGUACAACUAUAGGUCAAAAAGUUGAGGGUCAAAAGUUUACGUUUUGCACGACUUGCAAUCAUCUGCUCAGACAGAGUUUGAUGUCAAUGUUAUAGCACGAUCUUGACUAUCAGCACAAAAGAUAAAAUUGCUUUGAGUUACCCGUGUAUCAUGCUAUGGACUCCAGGUGAACCCUAGCGACUGAGCGACCUCAAUUACUGACGAAAGGAAAGAAAAAAAUGUUCUUUUCAUGAUCGAGACACAUUGUAUUUCAUAUUGAAUAAUCGACUGCGGUAUAUUUUCUAUCUGCUGUGUAAAUGUAUCAGGUAAAUCUUCAGUAACUGUACAAAAACCAAACGACUUUUGUCGAAAAAAAUACAAUUGUUUUAUUUAGAUUCUCAUUUUUCUGCCUGAAAAACAUUUUAGGGGUUAAGAUGCAGUCUGUCUGUUGAAUUCCACGAUACAGCAGCGUACACAAUCUACCCCAAGGCAAAGAUUUACAUCAAUUAGAUUUAGAUUCAGAGAAACCUUCUUGCAAAAAAAGAAAUGUAGAACAACUGCUGCUAAUUUAGAAUUAAUGAAGACUUCACAGGUACAUAUGUUCGAAAUGACAUCUAGUUUAAAUCAUAAAAUUAUAUAGGGAUGUGGCCUAUGCAAUACUUCAUUUAGUUCUGUUUUGCUCACUUGGUUAGACGUGUAGCCUUUAAAGACAAAACGACACAUAUAAUGUUGUUUAAAUCUUAUUUACAUCCUUGAAUACUUUUAUUUAUUUGAAGAAGUAUAUGACGAGGACUCUCUCUUGUUUUCUUUAUCGUUUAAAUAUAUAAUAGCAAUGAUUUACAAAUGGGUCAGCACUGGAACCAUUAUAGAUUCGUGGCUAAUGCUAAAUAUGGGUUGCAGAUUAAUAUUGACUGUGCUUGCAGUGUUCAAAGUACAGAAUUGAAUCAGAGAAGGACAAAUUUUGUCUAGGGCAUUAAUUUUAGAUAUACCGAAUGUCUGGUCACAGUUAGUUGCACUGUUGCCGUUUCGUCAUAUUAAACAUAAAGAUCAAGUCCAUUUUAUAUAAAGAUUGUUAGAAACCAUAAAGCUUUCACAUAUAUGUUUGUUAGAUCUUUGGAUUUACACGGUAGCAAGUUACAAGCAACCGGAGACAAUGUAUUUCGCAAAACAACAUUACAGUUCUACUUUGGAACUGGAGAAUGCGUGCUUUCGAAAAUCAUUGGUACACAGGUAAUGGGUUAGUUUAAAGAAAUAACAGAAAUUACAGAGAUAAACGAAAAUAACGCUGGUUACGAGCAGGCCGAAUGGCAUAACCCGUAUACCGAGAGUUUGCAAAAAGACGAACGAUUUCAUAUGCGGUACGAACAUAAAUGCAUUAUUCAGUAGGUAAAGAAGCCAUCUUUACUCGGAGUCCAUCUAACCUUCUUCUUCCCCCACCCCACCCGAUCGCAUUCCUCUUAAAACACAUAAUAUACAUUUACAAUACAGAUCUCAACAUACACUCACUUUAUGUAUGUAUGGACAAAUAGGAAUAAAGCUGCUGAUAGAGUAAGUGAUAAACGUAUAGAGAGGUCGCAUGUUUUGGUGAACGAGGAGAACGGCAUGCUAUAGUGCAACACAUAGAAAUGAAGAAAAGAAGGAAAUCCAUCAUGCAUAAAUUGACCUUUAUACCCCCUUAAAAAAUGAUCGGAAACUUAUUUCAAACGAAUAAUUUCGUUUUGCAAUGUUGACACUUGUUACUAGAAUAGUUUGUAAGAAAUUAAAAAAAUAUUCCUAAACGGCAAUAGAAUCGAUUGGGAACACUCGGCCGGUGAAUUUGAGGGGAAAAAAGGUCUACGUGUCACAAUUUUAAAACUGAAUGUUAUAGAUUAAAAGCGAUUUUUGCCUAAAAUAGGUUUCUUUAAGAAGGAUGACAUUCUCAAAUAAAAUGUUGAGGAUGAAAUUUGGAACACUUAGCAUAGGGAUGGGAGCACAAAUAAGAGGAUUUGAAAUCAAAUGCAGAUGUAUUAGUGAAACAAUACAGCGCUUUGUGCAACUUUUUUUGAAAGUUUAAAUUAAUUUCAAAUUCCUAAAAGCAAAUUAUCCGAUCACGGAUGUUGUUAAAUAUUAGUCGGUAUGGUCCCGAUUUGUUUUUUUCUCUGAUCAUCAAACAGAUAUUUACAGAUCUAUUGAUUUUUUCACUCGAAGUUAUAUUUACAAAUGUUUAAAGACGGUUAUCGAAUAGUCUCUAUAGACUAUAUAGGCAGUGUAGAGCCCAUGCAUUUUGGCUACUUUCUCCCCUCCACAAAGGUAAUGACCUGGGCAAAACACCCUGGUAUUUGAAUGAGCACUAUAGGCCUUUUAGAAAUAGCUAAGUCCAAGGCCGAGGUGAAAUUCAGGUCACCGCGUCUAACAAAUAUGAAAAUGUCGCCUCACGAAUGGCACGCCUUGUUACUUAACAAAGACUGUCAAUGUAUAAGAUUAAUAAGAAACAAAAUGCACACGGUGUCACUUUUCGGUCACUUCCAAACUUAGCUUCGCGUACCCCUUACGAAAUCCCAUUUCAUUGAAUAAAACCUUUUGUUUUGUUUCCCGGGUCGAAGUCCAAUAAAUGCACAGUUGUGCAGCUCUGUGGGAUGCGGUGCAAGCUUGCUCGAAGAUGUAUCUUCGAAAUGUACAAUUUUAUUUGUUUGAUUUUGUUUUUGACUCGGACUCCGGCUGUUUUGACCAUAUGUCCCAGAUAGAGAUGGGAAACAAGUACAUUUGGGCAUGGUACAAUCUAUUUGAUAAACCCCGAGCAGUGCAGAUGGAUUCGGACGGUCAAUGAAGAAAAAAUUACACCCUUAAUCAACUAAACUACUGAUUUGCUGUUCGGAAGAGUUAAGGCUGGUAAAGUGUAAUUUCUGAUUUAUUAAACCGCGAAACAAAUCUUCAAUUCAGUACCUCAGAACUUGGAUUCUCUUUAAUGUGAAACGGAUUUCUUCACCACGACUCUUUAUAAAAUUAAAAUUUGAUGCAAGUUCUUAAAAUGCCCAUGAUUUGGAAAUGUCGUAAAAAGCGUUAACUUUUCCUUUCUUUUUAAAAUGGCUGUAAAUCUAGGCUUGCAGUAAAAAUGUCAAACGUGCAAGCAGGCGAUGUAACACUUGGGGGUCUUGGCUCCAUCUCUGUUUAUUAUGAAAAAAUGCUCUGGCGACUGACCUGCAUUUGGACGUCUUCAGAAACGUUCUGUGUUUAUACGAUGAGCCUCUAAUUCCCUAUUUUUCGACAAAGAGCGUAAAUAUAGACAUGGCCCAAGCUAAUUACAGGACUGCUUUAUUUACUGGCAAGUUACUUGGUCGGUGCACAGCGAUGCACCCUAAGUCUGCCUAAGAGAAGAUGAGGGGUGGGCACAAUUAUUUUAGGAAGUUUGUCAGAAUAAAGGGUUUGUUUGGCAGAAUCUAAGAUUUUAUGAACAUAAUUUCGACAAAUUUAUUUCGUAAAAUGUUCAAACAAUAUUAUACACUGUUGAAAUAGACACAUUUAAUUAAGUUAUUCUAGUGGUAUGUAAAAUAAAAUCGCCCAAAAUAUUAAUGAUCCUAUUUAAAUUGUCCCACACAUAGCUUCUUUGAAUAGUGAGCAGUGAAAAUAAGCAUGUAUUAAUUACACCGAGAGUCAAUUGAUUUUACAGCUUGGUGUUUAAUUGAACGCGUUCUAAUGGACGAUUACACUGCGCUGCAAAACAGGGUGGGUUGGUAAAUGUACUCUACUAACUACGUGUUCCAGUGGUUGGAAAAUAUUCUCUCUCAUCAAAUGUGCCCUAAUGUGUCUGGAUGCAGUGUAUCGUCCAACACAUAAAAUUGAGAGUUUAACGCUUCCUUUAUUGACAAGAACGAAUGUUAUGAAUCACUUUUAUUACAGUCCAGAAAGCAUAUUUCAUAUGAUUACUUUGGAACUGUAACGCGCAAUGCACCAACUUGGCACUUUUCUGUUAUGGCAACUACUUAUUGUGUUUAUUUGGGAUAGAACUGAAUUCGAAUAUAAGCAUGGUAGGAUUUUAAUCAGGUUAACCAAUCCAAAAAGUUAAUUAGUUCGUACAAUUUUGCGCAAGUUAUUACUGCCUUUAAAAAAAAGGAAGUAAACAUUAGAAAGUGUUAUCAGAUAUUACUGGUGUUUUAAUCCAAUUCUAUAACAGGUAACAAAUAUUAAAAUAGCAUUUUGUUUGCAUUUUGUUUUCAUGCAGACGUGACAUGAAAUGAUAGAAUCACCUGGUAUUCAGUUUUUUUAGCUAUUAGCUAAACAGGGUGAUUAAAAAAAAGCAACUUUAUUUCAAAAUUCAAAUGUUCAAAAUUGAUAAAGUUUACUAAAUUCCCUGCAAUAAAGAUUCAUUCAAAUUCAUUGCUUUACUGAACAGUUGUGCUGAAUGCAUUCCCUUUUUUAAAAUAUAUAUAAAAGUAAUGCAAUCACUAUCCACGUUUACUGGGCAUUUCCAAUAACAAUGUUCGUUUCAUGUCAUUUUUAUUCCACGCAACACAAUUAAAUCAUUUUUCUUUAAAAAGCAAUCGAACAUUAAACUGACAGUUUGUUUUAACAAAUUUUAUUAUGCCAUGUAGGAAUACCAAUUGAUUACAUAACGUUUUGUAAUAUGCAUUAAGUAAACAUAACAACAUCUUCCGACGUUCGCUAGGGUUAUCGAACAUUUAGUUAAUGUAAUUUUACAAUAGGUUCUGCAUUAUGAUACUCGAAAAGCCUCAUGUGUUAUUAUAAUAAGUAUACUAUUUUCAGGAUUUUAUGGGAAUUCUUCUUUCAAGGACUGAAUCUCAGAAUGCCUUUAAUGGCAUUAUUGAUUCUCAAAUCCCCUUAAUGUCCCGCCGAUAAAUGGGCGAAAAUUGUUUAUAUCGCCGCAUUUUCGGAAAAGAAUGAACUAUUCCAGACAUUAUCAGACCGCUGUAGAUGUUAUCUUGUGAUAUUUUCCGCGUCACAACAUAUUUUACAAAUAUCUGUUUCGAUAAAAUAUCGCAACAUCAUUGUUUAUUUUAAGUUAUUUUACAAGUACUUCUUUUCCUGACUAUUUCAGUUCUUUUUUUCUUUUUAUGCGGCAAUGUAAUUUCAGGGAAACGAGAUUUUGAAUGAUAAUAUGGAUUUUUUCACUGGACUCCAUGCAUUUAUCAUUGGUGUAUUUCCUUAUCCGGGACCCACAGCCACUCUUCCCAUUGGCUGCCGACAUCACAUGAACAGCUAACUUUAUACACUUGACAGCAAGUAGGAGGGUUUUAUGGAACAGAAAAACGACAACGCGAGAAAAAUUAGUAUUUUGCACUUCAGAAAUUAAUGACCAUGAGUUCGUUUUUGAUAAACUCCAACUACGUUGAGCCAAAAUUUCCACCUUGUGAGGAAUAUUCUCAAAAUAACUACAUACCAAGCCAAUCUCCUGAAUACUACGAGCGGCCGCGGGACACUGGAUUCCAUCAUGAGGCACUAUACCCACAAUCAAACUACCCAGAGCCGACCUACAGCUUCAACAAUGUCCAAGGCACUGGCAACCAAGACAUGUCGCAAAGAGGUCAUAUCCAGUCGCAGGCUAGCGUCCAAAAUCACAUACCGAGACAGAAUCAGCUUUGUGAAGUGGUCCCAGUAGCCACACCAGCUUUGUGUAGCCAAAACGCGAAAAAUGCCACUGUACAGAAGGGUACUCUCAGCAAAGAGCCCAUAGUUUAUCCGUGGAUGAAGAAAAUUCACGUUACCAACGUGAACCCCAAUUACACUGGAGGAGAGCCCAAACGGUCUCGAACUGCUUACACGAGACAACAAGUAUUAGAGCUGGAGAAGGAGUUCCAUUUUAACCGUUACCUAACCAGGCGUCGACGCAUUGAGAUUGCACACACUCUUUGCCUGUCUGAACGCCAGGUGAAGAUCUGGUUUCAGAACAGAAGGAUGAAAUGGAAGAAAGAUCACAAACUGCCUAACACUAAGAUGCGUUCUGCUAGCUCAUCAUCUUCUGCAAGCCAGCAAACACAAGUAUCCUCCCAGGGCCCACAGCCAGAUGGUUCAGCACCAAAUUCAUCAAGCCUAUAGCUGCUUCGCGUCUCCAACCCCUCUCCCACAACAUAGUUUGGACCAAAAUGUGUUUGCCACAUAAUUGACUUGAAUGGGGAAGGAUUUCUUGCAAGGAAAAUUUUCUUCCAUGAGAUAUGCUACUAACCUCAUGAGGUCAAGCAUUUAUAUUGUGUUAACCCAUUCUCAGCAGACUUUUAAAAUGUUUUCUGUUUGAUUGGGUACAUUCAGUAUCCUUCAUUACCCCCACAUGCGAAGUUCUGUCAAAAUGGCUUCUACCAUGAUAUUCAAUGCAAAAAAGAGCAAAGGACCGUGAAUAAUAGAUAUUGUGAAGAACUGUAAGCGUCAUCAUUUCAACUAGUGUAGUCUGUUGAAAUAUUUGUGAGAAUAUAAGGAUAAACAUGUUUGUAGAAAAUGAGAAAGGCAGCAAUAUUUGUGGAUGUGGAAAUGUUUUUUUAGAGCGAAUAAACUGUUCAGAUGCUACAUAUAUAGGAAAUAAAUUAUGUCGCCAGCGUUAUUUAAGGUGUUUUCUUUAUUUUAAAUCUGUAUCCUCUAUAUAGUUGUGGUACUGAUAUCAGUGUACGAAUGUGAAAAGAGCUUAUUCAGAGAUUUCAGACGAGUUGUUGUAUAUUUAACAGUUUUGGUACAGUCCAAAUGUGACGAAACUGUACAAAUCAUUGGUAAGAUUUAUGUAUUUUCUGUGGAUAUUUCAGUGUGCUAUGUGCAGUGCCAAAAUGUUGCUAAAAUUGAAGACACCAUUUACUGUGUAAAAACAAAGCCCAAGGCUUUAAAUAAAAUGUUAAUUCGUGGACCAUCUCAGUUCUUACGUGUGCAAUUUACUUGCAGUCAGGAUGGAAUAAACACACAAAAACUAACAUUUCCUUCUACACUAAAACAUGACCAUACAUUUCAUUGAUUAACAAAAAAAAUGGUCACAUUCCUACCCUAGCAAUGCGGAUUUAAAAAAAAGGAAAAACAGGGUGUGAUUCGGAAGAAUAACUCAGCGAAAGGGGAUAAAUUAUAGUCCAGAUCUAUAAUUCAUCUUUCUACAGCCUCUGCACAUCAAGUUCUACGUCACUAGGUCGUAAAUAAUGCAGUAAAAUGUGAAGCGAUCAAAUAAUAAGUCAUCUACACGGUGGCGAAUGUCCUUUUAUAACCCUAAUUGUUGUAUUUCUGAUCCUGAAUGAGACUGUAAUCACGUGAAAUUAGUUUUAGAUGGACUUUGCAUCCAUGGGCCUGAGACAUGUUACGUUUAAAAUGCGAUAUCAAUGCUUACAUCAACACUCAUUCUCUGGGACCGGGAAACUUAAAUUGCCAGGGUAAAUACGCGAAUAUUUGCUGGGACACAAUUUUGUUCAUCUUGUUGAAAGGGGCUAAAUAAUUAAGCAACAAUUAUGUAAAUAUAAAGUCCUAGUUGACGAUUUCUAACGUUAUGAUAAUCUAAUCUGUCCCAUUAUAUUAUCUGCUUGAAAGAAACCCACAGAUAUCAUGGCUCCUGAAAAGCAGGCUAACCGCAGUAUUUUUGUGAAACAAAUGAUGCAUUCUUCAACAUCCUGAUGUCGAUUUUGAUACAUGGCUUUGAGUAGCAAUUGUUUAAAAUUCACGCUGGAAAGAUUAAUUCCAUGCUUUUAUUUUUCUCUGCAAAUUCUGCAGAUAAUAAGAACUAAUGAUCUCAAUAUACUCAAUCCACCCCAUGAGUGGUGAGGGAAAUGUAAUUAA